Molecule: messenger RNA, 1058 nt
Organism: Punica granatum (pomegranate)
Lineage: Eukaryota; Viridiplantae; Streptophyta; Magnoliopsida; Myrtales; Lythraceae
Source: RefSeq, a predicted model, not a curated record
UGAAAAAUUAUUGUUUGAUUGUUAACCGAGAUACGUCAUGUAUAAUUUCCAACCAAAGCGUGACACUUUAUCGAGUUGGAGCUAACGGAGCCCCACGACCUGAUAAUGCGACAGAGCUUCAUCUGCAACCUGCAAAGUCGACAGAUGAAGGUGAUGGGAGAAAGAGCUGUUUGCUUUGGGUCUGAGACUACGAGUUUCUGAAAGGCCCAAGGAAGACUUUUCAUCUGCUGAAAGCUUUUACGAUAAUGCCAGUUCCUCUAGCUCCAUACCCGACUCCUCCAGCACCGUAUACUCCCCCUGCAAAUAGUACCCAGAGCCAGCUUGUCUGCUCGGGCUGCCGAAACCUCUUGCUUUAUCCCGUGGGAGCAUCGUCUGUGUGCUGUGCUGUAUGCAAUGCAGUCACUGCAGUUCCACCUCCUGGCACAGAAAUGGCCCAAUUGGUCUGUGGAGGCUGCCACACCUUGUUAAUGUAUAUACGUGGAGCAACAAGCGUGCAGUGCUCGUGCUGCCACACAGUUAAUCUAGCACUCGAAGCAAAUCAGGUGGCGCAUGUGAACUGCGGGAACUGCAGGAUGCUUUUGAUGUACCAAUAUGGAGCUCGAUCAGUCAAAUGUGCUGUCUGCAAUUUUGUAACUACUGUCGGGGCCUCAACGAGCAUGACAGAGCAAAAGUUCAGCAGCUAAGUUAGCUACGGAAGAUACAUCUUUGCGUCGCAUUUGGUACGAAAGAAGGUUUGCAGUUCGGAAUCACUCGCCAUAUAAAACAGACCGCUCUUUGUAUGGCGAUUCUGAGCAGCUCCUUUUCCAUUCUAUCAUACCAAACAUGGCCUUAUAGAGCUUCCGACUCUAGUUCCAAGUACUACUAUCUCUAGAUUCACUACAGCUCCGGUUAUUUGCCUCUACCGUGUAUCUGUAUCUCUCCAGCGGGAAGAGGAAUUCCUCGUGGCAACUUCGUGUAUAGAGUUAACUGUUCCUACGCGUGACUUCUAAUGAAUAAGGAGUUUUUUGGCUAUGUAUGAAGACUACUGUUGCAAUGACAACUCGGCCGGCUUGUGUGUA